AUGGAUUCAGACAUACCUUCCAUAGAUUCUGACUAUCUACCGUUAGACCUGGCGACUCCCAUUACUUCUACUAGUCUUGCUGUGGUGAAGCACACCGAAAGAUGUACAGUGUGUGGAAAACCGGCAUUCUGCUACAACUACGGGGUACUAACGUGCAACGCGUGCAAAAUGUUCUUCCGGCGGGUUGAAGUGGAUCAGAUCACAUACACGUGUAAAUAUUGGAACAAAUGCUACGAAGGACACGCGUUUGUUGAUGCACAAGCUGGCUCUCCCAGAUGUCGUGCCUGCCGAUACCAGCGAUGUGUAGACGUUGGUAUGAAAUACAUCCAACCCGGAAAACCUGAACUAGAGUUAUCCAAUAAGAUCGAGGAAAAUCUAACCUCCCUCAUCGGAGACUUGCUAUUCCUGGACGCCAGAAGACGGCACAAAAUUUUCAAUUUCUACACUUCUGAAAAUCCAACACUUCGAGAAGUGAUCACACGUGGGAAAGGCUCUAGAAUGGUUCGGAAGAGGGAGAAUCAAACCGUGCAACUUCAUGAAUGGAGCUUUCUAGGACUCUACAGUGCCGUCGAGCUUUUUAUGAGUCUCGAUUUUAUGGAGCAUAUUAGCGAUAAGGAUAAAAUGGUUUUAAUCAAAAACUACGCAAUGCAAUCAAUGGUAUUCUUCAGUGCAAUGAGGUCGUAUAUCGGCAACAUGGAUAAAGUUGUGAAUCCCGAUAGUACAGAUGUGUAUCCAGAGGGAAUGUACCAGCUAACCAUAUUCUCGCGAAGUUUUCUGAAUGGGAUCCGGAGCCGGCUGGUGGUCCGUUGUAUGGAGCUAAAAAUGACCAAUGAGGAGCAUGUACUCCUGAAUAUGCUACUAUUCUGUAAUCCGGUUCACGAAGUCUCCGAGGCAACCAGAACAAUCAUAACCUCCCGCCAGCGAGUCUACAGCUCGGCUCUUUUCAAGUACUGCUUCCUAACUUAUCAACAAAAUGGACCAUCUCGAUUCACCGAUCUCUUAUCACUUUGCCAUGUGAUGAACAAGCAGGUUGAGGACAUCAACUACUUAACCACACUUUUCCCAUUGUACAUGCCCAAUACUACGUACAAACAACUUUUUGUGGAUGUGUGUCAUUCGUUAUAA
This is a messenger RNA of Caenorhabditis briggsae, 1125 nucleotides long. RefSeq names its product Protein CBR-NHR-186 (gene Cbr-nhr-186). The record is from RefSeq and is a predicted model, not a curated record. The transcript is spliced from 6 exons. Lineage: Eukaryota; Metazoa; Nematoda; Chromadorea; Rhabditida; Rhabditidae. The coding region runs from base 1 to 1125 and encodes 374 amino acids. Gene Ontology annotation, biological process: regulation of DNA-templated transcription. Gene Ontology annotation, molecular function: DNA-binding transcription factor activity; zinc ion binding; sequence-specific DNA binding.